Molecule: messenger RNA, 1225 nt
Organism: Agelaius phoeniceus (red-winged blackbird)
Lineage: Eukaryota; Metazoa; Chordata; Aves; Passeriformes; Icteridae
Source: RefSeq, a predicted model, not a curated record
GCGGCGGCCAUGGCCGGGGGCCGGCGGGCGGCGGGAGCGCUGGCGGAGCCGCGGCGGCUGAUGCGCACCGGGCUGGGGCUGAUCGUGCUGGGCCACGGCAGCCUCGUGCUGGGCGCCAUCGUGCACGGCUCGGUGCUGCGGCACGUGGCGGGCGCCCGCCGCGCCGUCACCCCCGAGUACGCGGCGGCCAACGUGGUGUCGGUGUGCUCGGGGCUGCUGAGCAUCGCCGCGGGCAUCGUGGCCAUCCUGGUGUCGCACAACCUGUCCCGGGCGGUCCUGCAUUGGACUCUGCUGGGCGUCUCUCUGCUGAACUGCCUGCUGUCCACGGCGUGCAGCGUGGGGCUGGCGCUGGCCUUUGCCCUCACGGUGCACAGCCGGGGCACGCACCUGGUCCGGGGCUGCAACAGCUCCGCGCUGCCCCUGGACGCCCGUGCAGCCAUCGCGACCAACGACUGUCCCUUCAACACCACUCGCAUCUACGACACAGCCCUGGCCCUCUGGUUCCUCUCCCUGCUGCUGGCAGCUGCGGAAGCCGUGCUCUCGGGCAGGAGCUGCUUGGUGGCUCUGGUCUUCCGGGGCAUCGGGCCCUGUGCACACAGCUAUGCCAAAGAGCAGCUGGCCAGGCCAAGUACAGCAAUGGAGAAGCCACUCCGUGAGAGGCAGCAGCUCCUGGCAGGAAUUUCUGACUCUCCAGUGUAGCUGGAGAGGUGAGUGCCCCACGUGGGCCAUGCUUGGGAUGGGGGGAGCAGGCUCUGCCGUCAAGAGGGCCCAUGCCCACACCAGCCCCCCAGAACACAGGCAGAGGAGUCAGUGAUGCUGGGCCCUGCAGCACAGCCUGGCACUGACACUGCUCCUCUGCUCCCAGGUGAUGCUGCAGGAGCGCUGUGACCCAGCAAGGCUGGGGCCAAGGUGGUGUCACAGCUCCUGCAGUGGGCUGCAGGGGUGAGGGUGUGUCCUGCUCCCUCCCCACCUGGGACAGCCCCUGCAGGUCUGCAGGUGCCGUGGGCCCUGAUGCUCUCCCAUCCUCGCCCCAAGCUGCUGGGCCCUUCCUGGUGUGCUGAAGGUUCUUGGUUUCUCGCAGCAGUGAUGGGGGUGGGCAGUCCUGGUGCCAUGGCAGGCAUGGCAGCUGGCUGUGCUUGUGCUCAGAUGUGUCAGGGAACAGAAAGGGAAGAAUCCCUUUGGUGUAGAUCUCUAGUUUUUUGAAUAAAUAAACUUUUCCUUUCUA